AUGUUCUACUCCGAGACCCUCCUCAACAAGAGCGGGCCGCUCGCCCGCGUUUGGCUCUCGGCCAACCUGGAACGCAAACUAUCGAAGAAUCACAUCCUGCAAUCCAACGUGACCGACAGUGUCGAAGCCAUCAUCACGCCAAACCAGGCCCCCAUGGCGCUGCGGCUGAGCGGUCAGCUUUUGCUCGGUGUGGUCAGGAUAUACCAACGCAAAACGCGUUACUUGCUCGACGAUUGCAAUGAGGCGAUGAUGAAAAUCAAGAUGGCGUUUCGAUCCACAGGCAACAAUGACAUGGCCGCGAGCAUGCAGGUUGCUAAUCGCGAGGCGUUGCUGCUCCCGGACAAAAUCACACCCUACGACAACCUCGAGCUUCCUCCUCCGCCCGAUGCGUCGUGGCUUUUGUCGCAGAUGGAUGAUGUGACGGCAACCCCUGUCGGCCGCAAGGGUCGCAUCAGCAACCGUGAUAUCAAUCUUCAAGAGGAUUUCGACAACAGCCAGUUCUUGCAGGCAGGCAACGGCCUUGACGAGGACGACCUUGCCCCGAUGGACGAUCUUGAUCUCGAGCUUGAUUUCGGCAUCGACAUGGACGGCGGCCCCAGCCAGAGCAUCGAAAUGGGCCGAGACGCGCCUGCGCCGCGUGACGUGGAAGAUGAUGUCUUCAGCGAACUCGAUCUCAUGCCGCGCAACGGCAAAGAUGAUUCACGCGCCAUGGAGUUUGGCGAGGACGGUGUUCGGAUAGCUGACGGAGAGGGUGAUAUUCCCAUGGGUGAUGACGACUUCGGCUUCCAUGUUGACGACCAGUCUGCCAUGCCCGAGCUGGCAGGUGCUGUCGACAUCAACCGCGCGAGAAUAUCCGAGUCCCCCCUGUCCGACAUUGAUGAGGCUCUAGCGCGAGAAGUAGAGCAGGAAUACUCUCGGCAUAAUCACACCGACCUGUACGAGCCUCAGGAGGAUGCCGAAACAACCCUAGUUGGGCGACCGGCACAACGCGCCAAAAGACAAAAGAUUAUGGUCCCCGAUAGCGAGAUUUCGCUGUCAAGCAGUCACAUCAAGCAACAACAAGCCGACAGGCACAACAUCAUCAAGCCUGCCGCAUUUUUGCCUCGCGAUCCGUUCCUCCUGGCGUUGAUGGAAAUGCAAAAGAACGGUGGUUUUGUUUCAUCCAUCAUGUCGGAAGGGCGGAGCUCCGCGUGGGCUCCCGAGCUUCGCGGCAUGCUGUCCUUGGAUUCUGUUCGCGGCUUGACCGAGCUGAAGCGGAAGCGGGAUAGCGGCAUUGCCGACGUUGAAAGCGACCAGGGUGCUAUGAAGUCGCCACGCCUCGAGCUUGGAGACGACACUGACUUUGGUUUGGACGAUGCUGGCUUCGGAAAUCAGAGUGUGGCCGCCGACGGCACGAUUUUGGAAAUCCCCGCCGACGACGACGAUCACCGGGACCGGGAUGCGAGCAGCCCGAUGCCUGCCUUCGACGAUACCACUGCACCCCUCGUGCACCCGGCUGACAGCGGGCCAGUGUCUGUCGGCACAAAACAUGCCGUCCAUAUCCUGCGCGACCUCUUUGGCUCUGAGGCCGCGACGAACGCCGAUCUGAGAAACACUUCGGCAGUCGUCUUCCAGACCUUGCUGCCUGAGAAGAGGACGACAAAAGCUGAAGCAACCAAGAUGUUCUUUGAGUGCCUGGUUCUCGCCACAAAAGAUGCCAUCAAGGUGGAGCAGGGUCCUGAGCUUGGAGCUCCCAUCCGCGUACGAGGAAAGCGAGGCCUUUGGGGAGCCUGGGCGGAGCGCGAGGCCGGCGGCGAGAUAUCACAUCAGGACGAGACCGAGCCUGAGCAGGGGGCUGAACCUGCCCACGAGGCUGAGAGCGAUGCCGAAAGCGAGCGUGAAGCUGAGCCCGACCAUGCAGCCAUCAGAGUGCCUGCUGUCUCCGUGGAGGCAUGA
Molecule: messenger RNA, 1935 nt
Organism: Drechmeria coniospora
Lineage: Eukaryota; Fungi; Ascomycota; Sordariomycetes; Hypocreales; Ophiocordycipitaceae
Product: double-strand-break repair protein rad21
Exons: 2
Coding region: 1-1935 (644 amino acids)
Biological process (GO): mitotic sister chromatid cohesion; replication-born double-strand break repair via sister chromatid exchange; synaptonemal complex assembly
Cellular component (GO): synaptonemal complex; cohesin complex
Molecular function (GO): protein binding; chromatin binding
Source: RefSeq, a predicted model, not a curated record